GUGACUAUCUCACCGGCCCAGAUAAGUUUGUGGGACUAUACCACGUUGAAUAAACCGGUUCUCGUUCACUGUCAGUUAAUUGAUAUUAAUAUAUAAACACACGUAAGACCGUAACACUAGGCAGUAUAGUAGAAAGUCUGUAGUCUGUCUGGACGAACAGACAAAAAAAUGUCAAUGCCAAACUGAAGUUCUGAGAGUUUACGUAUUUGUCUUUGGUCAAAAAAAGGGAAUUAUUAUUGGCCUCUUUGUAUUGGCCUUUCCGUAGGUCUAUAAAUUAUCUUUAUAAUUGGUGGAAGCAUUAAUGUUGAAGUGACCCAUUGUUUUAUAAUUUACAUCAAGGGAUGCACAAGUACUAGUGUAAUAAAACCCACUAAUACCACUUACCAGUGGCGAUGUAUAAAAUGGUGCGUUAAGUGUAAACUAUCAAAAUGAGUUGUUCUGUGCUACGAGUGUUAAUGUGGAAACAUUUCACCGUCCGAAUUAGGCGAUAUAUUCACAGUUCUGUGGAACUUUUAACUCCGUUAAUAUUUUUUGUUAUAUUACUUGCAUUUAAAGAGAAAAUAAUACCUACACCGUAUUCGGCUGUUGUGGCGCAUCAACGAGCUGGAGUCCAGCAGACGGAACCGUUCACGCUAGGAAAGGAGAAUGUACUGAACAGGAUCUUUUACUAUCCGGAUGGUACGCUGCCGGAGCGGUUGAUGCAAGAUGUCGGGUUGCAGAUGCGGAAGCAGAAACUGCCAAACCUGGACGGGCCAUAUAAGUGGGCUAGCGGCUACUACGGUUUACACAACGAAUCCGAGUUAAACGAGAAAAGUGUCAUACAAAACAGAGAUGCUGUACUGAUUUUUCACAAUCUGGAUGGCACCGACUGGCCGACGACCUUGAACUACACGAUACGAAUGAAGGGAAUCUUCAACACCGAACGCAUAGAGCCCAUGGACGGACAGCUAGUACCACACGAUAACUUCGGCACAGUUUACGAGGAGUUUAUGAAGCUGCAAUGGGUUGUGGACGCGAGCUUCAUCAACAUCACAACCGGCAAGCCCUUGGAACAGAAACUGACCUUCCAAGAGUUUCCGUACUACAGACGAAUGGAAAAUAAAGUCAUCGCGCUCAUUUGUAUGUUGCUGAUCGUGUUGUGCUACAUAUCGCCGCUGUUGGUGUUCGUGUUCCUGGUAUGCAGGCUGCUGGAGGAACGAGCCUCAGGGAUACAGGAGCUAACGAAAAUGGUGGGCGUCCCGUCACAUCUGCUGGGCAUAUCGCACUUUCUGAACGUGUUGCCGGCCGGGCUGCUGUUCGCGAUCUUCGGCACGAUAGUACUCAAGGUCACCGCCAACCCGUUCAUACCGAACACUAAUGGAAUCUACAUUUUCAUCUUGCUCAUACUGCACUACGUGGCGUUAGUGUCUAUGGCGUUCGCGUGCAGUUACCUGGCCAAAGGAACGCAAUACAGCAUCACGAUAGCGCUGUUCGCGUACGCGGCGCUGGGCAUGCCGGCGCUGCUGGUGUCCAAGUACUCGCUGCCGCGCGCGCUGGUGUACCUCGCGGGGCUGCUGCCGCACAAGCCCAUGGUCUGGUUCUGGAACGACGUGCGCGCCAGCGAGGAGUUCGAUUCGGGCGUAACAACAGGAACACUUUUGAAGUCGUACAUCACCGAUAGCGCUCCCGUGCUGAUAAGCUACGUCAUGCUGAUACUUCAGACGGCCAUAUUUUUCUCUCUCACCUGGUAUUUGAACCUGGUACGCCCAGGGAAGUACGGACAGGCGCUCCCCUGGCUCUUUAUGUUCAAGAGAAGUUACUGGAGCAAGAACGAAGUGAUACCGGAUGACUCUUCCGAGUCGAGCGACACCGAACUGAUGGACCGGUCCCCGAAAACUUCUUACGGCGAGUACCAAUACUUCGAGAAACCCGAACAAGAUCUCGAUGUGGGCAUUAAGAUUGUCAACGUUUCUAAGGUAUAUCCGGAUCAGGUGGCCUUGGAUAAAGUCACAUUGGACGUGUAUAAAAAUGAAAUAACAGUGCUGCUCGGACACAACGGCGCCGGGAAAACUACGCUCAUGUCCAUCAUUACUGGCAUGAUAGGCGCGACCCGCGGCUCGGUGUACGUAAACGGGCUCAGCACGACGUCGCAGCUGGACAUGGUGCGGCGCCACCUCGGCCUGUGUCCGCAACACAACCUGUUCUUCAGCGACCUCACCGUGCUCGAGCAUGUUAUGUUCUUCACGCUGCUAAAAGGCACUACGUACAAGAAGGCGCUGAUGUCUUCUAAAGAACUGCUGAAUGACCUCGGCCUCAGAGACAAGGAGCGCAACAAGAGUUCUGAGUUAUCCGGCGGCAUGAAGCGUCGCCUGCAGCUGGCCUGCGCGCUGGCGGGCGACGCCGACGUGCUCGUACUCGACGAGCCCACCUCCGGACUCGACGUCGAGACUCGACGCAGUCUCUGGGACCUGCUGCUGGGCCUGCGCGGGUCCCGCACGGUGCUGGUGUCCACGCACUUCAUGGAGGAGGCGGAGGCGCUGGGCGACCGCGUGGCGGCGCUGCACCGCGGCCGCCUCGCCUGCCACGCCACGCCCAUGCACCUCAAGCGGGCUGUCGGUACCGGCUAUCGCCUCUCUGUAACAACCGAAGGCACGCCAAUGGAAUCUAAAGUGACGGCGUUGGUACAAAAGCACAUACCCUCAGCCACCAUCAAAGACCAAGCCAUGAACUCCCUGACGUACAGCCUGCCAGCGAACGAGAGUAGCAAGUUCGAGCAACUGUUCUCCGACCUGGAGGACAAACGAUACGAGCUGAAGAUUAAUUCUAUGGGUGUGGGAAUAUCGACGCUGGAGGAAGUGUUUUUGAAGUUGUGCAGCGAUGUGGACACAUCAUGGAAAAACUUAGAGCAAAAUGGAAACGGCACUUUAAAUGAAACUCCGCAGUACGUGAAGCAUACCGGAUUCGCGCUGUACAAGCGACAACUCUGGGCACUACUCAAGAGGCAGGCGAGAUACAUUAUAUCCAAGAAGCACUCCUUUUUUAUCCUCCAAGUUGUGAUGCCGAUAUUCUUCCUGUGCGGCUUCACGUACCUUUUCAACAACGACGUGUUGGAGACUGAGCCCGUGAACCCGUCGCGGACCCUCGACCUGGACCUCUACAACUACAGAGAUGACAGGCGCGUGCUGUACAACGCUGAUGACGUCACCGCGCUCGCGCAAACCUACCCCAAAGUGCAGUUCGAACGCAGCUCGGAUAUUUACGAAGGUAUACUGAACUACGCUAAGAAAGACGUGUGGGACUACAACAAGUACUUAUUCGGUUUAGAAUACAACGAUACGGAUGCUAAGGUGUGGUUCACGACGACGCUGCGCCACGCGGCGCCGGUGGCGCUGUCGUCGCUGGCCAACGCGCUGGCGGCGGCCCGCGGCACGGCGCGCGUGUCCACGGCCGUGUGGCCGCUGCACUCCGACCGCCAGUGGCAGCUGCGCCAAGCCGUCGUGCGCGACGCCAAGGCGCACUACACCGCCAUCUUGUGGGCCGUCAGCUGCAUAUUCGUGAUCCUGUCGACGAGCAUCAACGCGCUGUCGCUGGUGUGCAAGGAGCGCGUGUGGGGCUCGCGGCACGCGCUGGUGAUGUCGGGCGCGGCGCCGGAGCUGCACUGGGGCGCCACGCUGCUGAGCCACGCGCUGCAGUCCGCGCUGCUGCUCGCGCUGCCGCUGCUGCUGGCCGCCGCCGCGCUCGACACCGACCGCACCAUCGACCAGCCCGCCUUCAUCUUCUCGUUCCUGCUGGUGUUGAUGCUGGGCUGCGUGGCGUUCUUCUCGUUCAUGUACGUGGUGAGCCUGAAGUUCGACGAGCGCGGCGCCGGCGGGUUCCUCGCCGCUUACGUCAUCGUCUUCUGUUUCAUAACGCCGCUAAUCCAAACUGCAUCGGACAUAUUGCACGACGAGGAGUCAUCGAACGGGUUCGGAUGGGUGCUGCUGCAGUUGUCGCUGUACUGCACGCCGCCGCACGCGCUGAUGAUGGCGGCGGCGCGCUGCGUGUCGGUGGCGCGCCUCAACGCGCUCUGCACCCUCAACCGGGACCGCUGCCCCGCGCCCGCGGUCUUCGACAACGGCUUCGACACCGACGCUUGCUGUGCCGGCCGCGCUCCGAGAUGCUAUAUGUGCAUAGACGAUUACGCGCCGGGCAAGGAGAUGAUCAUACUGGCGGUGCAGUUUGUGGUGUUUAUGACGCUGGUGGUGCUGAGCGGGCGCGGCGUGUGGGCGCGCGCGUGGGGAGCUGCUGCCGUCAACGUGCGCUACCGGGCCGGCGUGGAGCUCGCGCCCGCGCCCGACCCCGCCGCCGGCCCCGCGCCCGACCCCGUGCGCGCCGCCGCCGAGUACGUGGGACACGCCAUCAAUCUGGCUCCAAACAGACAAGACGCGAUGUUGGUACACGACGUACACAAAAACUACUUCAAAGUGUUCGGCAAGUCGUGCAACGCGGUCAGAGGUGUUAGCUUCGCAGUGAAAAAAGGCGAAUGCUUCGGCCUGCUGGGCGUAAACGGCGCGGGCAAGUCCACCACGUUCAAGAUGAUGACCGCCGAGGAGUGUCCCACCAGAGGCAACAUCUUUGCCAACGGAUACCACCUGGAUCGCAACCCGGGACCGUACUUGCGCACGUUGGGCUACUGCCCGCAGUUCCACGGGCUGGACCGGUUCCUCAGCGGGCAGCAGAACCUAGAGCUUCUCCUUACCAUGCGUGGACUGAGCGGGCAAGAUGCACGGAAGGAAGCUGAUUCAUGGAUUGGUAUACUCGGGCUGCAGCACGUGCGCGAGCGCGCGCUGGGCUCGUACAGCGGCGGCUCGGCGCGGCGGCUCGGCGCGGGCGCGGCGCUGGCGGCGGGCGGCGCGCUGGUGCUGCUGGACGAGCCCACGGCCGGCGUGGACGUGGCCGCGCGCCGCCGCCUCUGGGCCGCCGUGGCACGCGCACGCACGCAGGGCCGGUCGCUGCUGCUGUCGUCGCACAGCAUGGACGAGACGGAGGCGCUGUGCGGCGCCAUCGGCAUCAUGUCGCGCGGCCGCCUGUGCGCGCUGGGCUCGGCGCCCGAGCUGCGCGCGCGCCACGCCGCCGGACACGCCGUGCUGCUGCAGCUCGCGCGCCCCGCCCGCGCCGCCCGCGCCGCGCCCGCCAGCGACCAGGUGGACACUUCAAAAUCGCAGAUCGACGAACUCAAAGUAACACUGAACAAUACAUUCGUGGGAACGGUCAAAGACGAACACCAGACGAUGCUACGAUACCACAUAAAUGAUCCGAUGCGGUACAGCGAGUUAUUCGAGAAACUAGAGCAACUGAAGCAGCAGUACCCAAAUCUGGUUGUGGACUACUCCGUUACUGAGACCACUCUCGAGGAGGUGUUCCUGGCAUUCGCGAAGGAAUCACAUUCGCAAACCGUGUGACGUAACAACUAAGUCGGCUGCAGGCUUCUCCAACUGCGAAGAUA
Manduca sexta (tobacco hornworm) is the source of this 5464-nucleotide messenger RNA. Its product is annotated as ATP-binding cassette sub-family A member 3. Gene Ontology annotation, biological process: transmembrane transport; lipid transport. Gene Ontology annotation, molecular function: lipid carrier activity; ATP hydrolysis activity; ATP binding. NCBI's taxonomy places the organism in Eukaryota, Metazoa, Arthropoda, Insecta, Lepidoptera, Sphingidae. The transcript has 33 exons. The record is from RefSeq and is a predicted model, not a curated record. Bases 429 to 5420 code for a protein of 1663 amino acids. Gene Ontology annotation, cellular component: membrane; intracellular membrane-bounded organelle.